Messenger RNA from Acaulospora colombiana, 984 nucleotides. The record is from the annotation of a GenBank genome assembly. Lineage: Eukaryota; Fungi; Glomeromycota; Glomeromycetes; Diversisporales; Acaulosporaceae.
AUGGAAUGGAACGAACCAUGGAGACCCGAAAGUGACCUCAAGUUGGUCACAAUAGAUACGCAUAGUCAUGAGGAGAAGCCAAAUGAGCCACCUGGAAUGCCUCUCCGAUAUAGUGUCAUUCCCGAACGAAUUGAGGGUCCUAGACCUGUAUCUGGAAUGGUGUCCAUUCCAGUAACGACACUCAGCUUGUUUCUCAAGUUCCCAGGCUCGCUUCAAAUAUCUCUUUAUAUUCCCACUCUUGCCAACCUCUUCCUCUCUAUUCCGGUGUAUGACCCUCAAGACUGGUUGUGGGGAGAUCCGUCAAACUUUAGGUGGAAACUACCAGCACUACAUAAUCUGGCGAUAAUCGAACGCUAUGAUCGUCGUCCCGGGCCUCCCUCUAUUGCUUUGCCUUCUACCCACUCUUUCUUCUUGAAUCUGUUAACGGGUCAUUUCUCGAGUAUCCGUUCACUGCUUAUACACCCCAUGACUCUGCAAGUCUCCAGUCAACACUCGUCUUUAUGCUGGAAGAAGAUGCCAAAGUUGCAAACCCUUGCGACAAACUUUAGCGAUAGGGACGUACCUUCUCACAGAAAACAUUUCUUCAACAAACAAACGCAAGAUAUCGAGUCGAAAUCGGUUCGUCAUCUGAUUCAAUUCCACUUAUGGGCGGCCGGCUCGACUUCUAUGGCGAGUGAGCUACAGAGUCACAUACACGCAUGUACCAAUUUGGAAAGUGUGACAAUGGUAAAUGCUCCUGGCUUCGAUACUAGAAACUGGGUCACUAUGCGACCCGAGAAAGAAAUUGUUCAACUCAUCAAACUAUGUGAUAGACGUAACAUUGACUUGUGGGAACAAGAUCGUCUCUGUACUUUGAGAAAACUUACAGUCCAAGAUUCAAAACGAGAAAGCGAUACAGUCAUCUUUAGAAAUAGACAACUGCCCAAUAGUCCAAUCAGACAAGUCCGAAGUCCACAAUUCCAUUUUUCGAAUCUUAACGGAUAA